UAUACAAAUAAUGUUAAGGAGUAAGCAGAUUGGUUCCCUUACCAAGUCUGCUAGGUCAUUUUUUGUUAAUGGUUCUCGAAGUAGCGGAGCGGAAGGAAGUCCUUGUCCUUAUCCUGGAGAUGAAACUUAUGAUGCGAGGAAGCAGCUCAGAAAUAAUGGAGUUUUGCUUCCACACAAGGAUUUCACUUUCAGUUCCAAAUCCUCAACAAGAGAUGGAGCUAUACCUUCUGGGGAUGCAAUUGGAGCAAUUGGCUGUAAGACUGAGAACGCUUCCAAAUCUUCAACAAGAGAUGGAGCUAUACAUUCUGCGCAUGUUACAUCUCUUCCGAGCCCUGCAUUGAAAUUGGGUUCUGGAAGUGAUGUGUGUGGUAUUCAGAAAGAUCCGUCAACUGCUCGUGUUUCAGUUCAGUUUGUCAAAGCUGGUAUUACUGCAGUUAGCCUUCUAUCUGACUUGGUAAAUUACAAGAUUCCUUUAUCAGAUGGGAAAGAGGUACUCCACAACAACACAAACUGCAUGCUUGAUCCUUCAAGGCCCAUCUCCAGCAUAAGACCAUCGAACAUAAAACCAGUGAAAAGAGAGAGUUUCGUCACUGUUGAUAGAAGACCAACCGUUGUUGAGAUAGGACGUGGUACAACUUCCAACGUUCAUUAUGACGCUCAAGCAGAAAAGUUUGCUCCACUGAAGACUACAAGUACAAACCAUAGCUCAAGUAACAAUAUCCAGGAUAAUUCAGCUAAGAAUCAUAAUGUACCUUCUGGUACUCAAUAUCUUCAGAGGCAAUCUGAGCAACAGAAAUCCGAACUUACUUCUUACGGUGUUGUUUCGAAUCCUAAGUCCGGACAGGCAUCAGAACCUAAGGCUGCAGGAAGUGCCUCUGAAAGCAUUAGAUCUGGUUCACAUAAUGUUCAGAAGCCUUCAAUGUAUGCAAGGAAGCCAGCAUGUUUUAUCCCAUUGAGUAGGCAUAAUGUGAACACUAGGCAUGCUGUAGAGCGUGUUUUAAACAUUUUACAGCAGCAUAACUGGGUCCCUUCUGCAGAAGAGGCUCUCGAGAAACUCAACUGUUCGUUGGAUCCUUAUCAAGCCAAUCAGGUCCUGAAACAGCUACAAGAUCAUUCAACUGCUAUAGGGUUUUUCAACUGGUUGAAAAGUCGUCCUGGGUUUAAGCAUGAUGGGUAUACUUACACCACAACGGUUGGCAUUCUUGGGCGUGUUAGAAAAUUCACUUACAUAAAUCAAUUACUGGAUGAAAUGGCGAGAGAUGGGUGUUUACCAAAUGUAGUAACUUAUAAUCGUCUGAUUCAUAGCUACGGCCGUGCAAAUUACUUGAAUGAAGCAUUAAAUGUUUUUCAUCAGAUGCAAGAAGAGGGCUGUGAACCAGAUCGAGUUACCUACUCUACGCUUAUUGACAUCCAUGCGAAAGCAGGUUAUUUAGAUGUAGCAAUGGACUUGUACGGGAAAAUGCAGUUGGCAGGUCUCUCUCCUGAUACAUUUACAUACAGUGUCAUUAUCAACUGUCUAGGGAAAGCUGGGCACUUGGCUGCUGCUUACAAGAUCUUCAACGAGAUGGUUUCUCAAGGUUGUGUUCCUAACCUGGUCACGUACAAUACAAUGAUUGCUCUUCAAGCCAAGGCAAGAAACUACACUUGUGCCUUAAAAAUUUACCGGGACAUGCAAAGUGCUGGAUUCUUACCUGACAAAGUUACAUUCAGUAUUGUCAUGGAGGUUCUUGGGGUAUGUGGACAUCUGGAUGAAGCAGAAGCUGUAUUUGCAGAAAUGAAGCGGCACAAUUUGAUACCAGAUGAACUUGUUUAUGGUAUCUUGGUUGGUAUGUGGGGUAAGGCUGGCCAUGUCGAUAAAGCUCGAGAAUGGUUUCAAGCAAUGCUCAAUGCAGGCCUCCGCCGUAAUGUCCCUACAUGCAAUUCUUUACUCAGUGCUUUUCUCCGAAUGCAACGGUUAGCUGAUGCCUAUGAUCUGCUGCAAAGUAUGUUGAGAUUAGGUCUGAACUCAUCUCUUCAGACCUAUACUCUGCUCCUCAGCUGCUCUACUGAUACAACAUUUCAUAUUGACAUGGGUUUUUGCUGGAAACUCAUGGCAGUUACUGGCCAUCCUGCCCAUACAUUUUUGGUAUCAAUGCCAUCACCAGGACUCGAUGGUGGACAGAACGUGCGGCAACACGCAAGCAACUUCCUCGACUUGAUGCACGAAGAUAGAGAAAGUAAAAGAGGGAUUGUUGAUCCGAUGAUAUAUUUUCUCCAUAAGUCAGGUCUUAGAGAAGAAGCUGGAUCAGUUUGGGAGGUAGCGGCUUUAAAAAAUGUGUACCCGGAUGCAGUUAGAGAGAAGAGUUCCUGUUACUGGCUUAUAAACCUUCAUGUUAUGUCCAAUGGAACUGCAAUUACAGCAUUGUCAAGAACUCUUGCUUGGUUCCGUAAGAAGAUGAUUGCAUCAGGUGUUGGACCAAGCAGAAUUGAUAUUGUUAAAGGCUGGGGCAGGCGUAGUAGAGUCACUGGAUCAUCUCUGGUCAGACAGUCUGUGCAGGAGUUGCUGGAUAUGUUUCAGUUUCCAUUUUUACCCGAAAAUGGUAACUCAGGCUGUUCUGUAGGCAGCGGGGAUUCUCUCAAUCGAUGGCUAUACCAAUCAUGUGUUGAGCGAAUGCACCUACUGUAGCUAGCUACUGGUACUCUUCCUUCCUUUACAGGGUUCAUGCAAUUUUGCAGUUCGUCAUGAACAUGGGGACACAUUGGGUGUUGUCCAUUUUUGUUAGUUUGUAUAUAGAUAAUUAGGUUUUUAUUCGCUGCUGCUAUCUGUUAUCAUCCACAUCUUCUAUUUCUUCACCAUUAUUAUCUAAUCGUGUUUAAAGCCAAGUAUGGGGUUUAAUGAGCUUGUGCCAUGAGUGGAAAUAAGAUCACAUUUCCUUUGCUGCUUGAAGGCAUUUUACAGUAACUCUAUCAAUCUGAUCUGAUUCCACAAAUACAAGUGUUGAAAAGGCCAGGAAUUAUCAUACAGGUGUAGUGAUGCUUGGGAGAUGAUGAGGGGACUUCAAUGUGGAGGUUAAUUUUGUUCACCUGCUUCCUGGGUGUGUGGUCGAUAAUUUAACGUUGCACAUGCUUUCCUGGCCGUUACUCCUUCAACUGGGUGGAGGAGAAGCUGAUGGUAAACUGUAAUUGAAUAGCAUCGGGCAGGGAUUUGCAAUGCGGCGUCUGUUGCAGCGAUUUUGAAUGUGGCACUUGUCAUCCCUCGUUUUGAAUACCAUAACAUCUGGCAGGAUUCAAGUGAUUUUGGAGAUAACUAAACAUUUAAUGUCCGCACUUGAGGGCCAUGGAGGGUGAUCAGGGUUACCUAAGGUAUUGAUGGAUCAGGGAGUUAAAGCUUGGGCUCCAGUAAGCUAUUAUUUGGGAGAAGUCCAAUCUGUCUUGCAUGAAGGAGUUAUCCACAUAGCCCUGUCUGCAAACAGACUGGCGAUGAAAAUUCCACCCAGUUUUCGGUAUGGUUGACCAGUCAUAAAACCUUCAAAUUUGCUGAUCCCAUCUCAGAGCUUGCAGAGCAGUUGGUUCACGCGUGAAGAGUACCAAGACUGGUGGAAAGUAUGUGGCAGUCCACCUUCGUUUCGAAGAGAUUAUGGUGGCCUUCUCACGCUAUGUCUAUGGAGGGGAGACUGAAAAAAAUGAAAAUGGAAGCUGCUUGUGAAAAAUGGUGGAUGGACAAAUUCAAACCCGAAACUUGCAUAAUUAGGCCUGGCCUGAACCAAAUCAACAGAAAACCCCCCAUGACUCCCUUAGAGGUGGGGAUGAUGCUUAGGGGUAUUAGUUCUGAUAACAACACUUCAGUAUUUCUGGCAUCUGGCGGAGGGAUCUUCAUAUUCAACUCUUGAGUAAUUUCAUGAUGUCCAGGAACUGGAUUUGUGUUAUCUGCCAUAUAAGAGAUACCCACCUUCACGGCUUCCAUAUUUUGUGCAUUCACCAACCAUUCACCAGAAGUUGCAUCAUGGGUACUCCAAAACAGGGGUUCUAUGUUCUAAGAAUACGUUUAACUUGCAGAGUGUCAAGUCAUGUUGUAUUAGGGCUCCUAUGUUGUACCUGC
Molecule: messenger RNA, 4078 nt
Organism: Papaver somniferum (opium poppy)
Lineage: Eukaryota; Viridiplantae; Streptophyta; Magnoliopsida; Ranunculales; Papaveraceae
Product: pentatricopeptide repeat-containing protein At1g18900-like
Exons: 2
Coding region: 11-2665 (884 amino acids)
Molecular function (GO): protein binding
Source: RefSeq, a predicted model, not a curated record